Messenger RNA from Trichomycterus rosablanca, 5541 nucleotides. RefSeq names its product oxygen-regulated protein 1 (gene rp1). Lineage: Eukaryota; Metazoa; Chordata; Actinopteri; Siluriformes; Trichomycteridae. Gene Ontology annotation, cellular component: axoneme. The transcript is spliced from 3 exons. The coding region runs from base 1 to 5541 and encodes 1846 amino acids. The record is from RefSeq and is a predicted model, not a curated record. Gene Ontology annotation, biological process: retina development in camera-type eye; photoreceptor cell development; intracellular signal transduction.
AUGAAUACCCCUUUCCAUCAUGACACAUUACAGCCAGGUGUGCCCUUGGGAAGCACACAGACUCCAUCCUCCAGACCAGCACCCUCAUCCAGAAACUUAAACACCUCAAAGAGAGUUUGCUUUUAUAAAAGUGGUGACCCACAGUUUACUGGUCAAUGGAUGGUACUUAACAAUCGUACUUUUAAGACAUUUGAUGCCUUGCUGGAUGCUCUUUCCAAGAAAGUGCCUCUGCCAUUUGGAGUACGGACCAUAACAACACCCAAGGGUAGACACACCAUCUGGAACUUAGGUGACCUGCAAAAUGGGGGUUCUUAUGUAUGCUCAGACAAAAAAAAGAUCAAGCCCCUAAACCUGGAUGAGGUGAACCGGAGACAGGUUCCUUGGAACACCACCAGAACUACUAGUGCAGGACGUCUGGGACGCAGAAGACUGAUCCAGCAGCUGGCAGGUAAAACCGGAGAGGUCAAGACAGCAAAAAUGGCUGAAAAUGCUAAGGCAGUGUGGACACCAAAAAGACUGGUGGUUUUUAAAAAUAGGGACCCCAACACUAAGAGCAUAGUUGUUUUGCAAAGGAGGACUGCUCCCACUUUCCAGGCCCUGUUGGAUUACCUUUCACAAGUUAUGCAGUUCCCAGUGGUAAAGCUAUAUACACCUGAUGGCAGAAGAGUUGAAGGUCUACCUGCCCUGAUCCUAUGCUCUGGCAUUGUGGUAGCAGCUGGUAAUGAACCCUUUAGGCCAGGUAACUUUAAACUUAAGGCAUCUCUUUUAACUUCACAAUCAGCAUCAUCUGAAUCUAUGCUGCAAGCAAAGACACAGCCACAGCAAAAAGCUGCAAAAAAGUCAGUUAAAAGUAAACCAAGAUCAAAGCAUUUCUCUUUAUCUUCAGAAAGAUACAUUGUAGAUCAGAUCACUGAGUCGCUGAAUAAGUGUUUUUUAAAGGACAAUGAACAGAAAACAGGAUCAUUGGAGACGAUGAAUAACCAACUGUUAGAAUCUGAUGAGAUAGAGCCAUGCAACUCUAUGUCUGGUACAGAACAAAAGGAUGAGUUUAUCAUGCCCACAGAUGAUGAGAUUGAGAAAUCCUUCCGUGUGAAUCAAGAUGGCAGCAUGACAGUGGAGAUGAAGGUUCAUCUUGCUAUAAAGCAGGAGGAAUUGAUUCAAUGGACCACUACAGUGAGCCGGACCUGUGUUAAUAGCCAGCAGAUGGCAGUGUGCUUACCACCGGUCUCAGGCUACAACUCCCCAGAAAGCAACAACAGCUAUAGCAACCAAACAGCAGAGGCGAAAAAAGACAACUGUAAAUCACAAGAAAAUAGUGCAGCCAUCAAUCAAUCAAUCAGAUUAAGUGUAAAUGGAGAUAACCACAGUAAAAUUGCCUCUUCUGGGGCACUGGAAAAACCAAAACUAUGUUCCAGGAGACCUACUCCAGGACCUAGAUGUGUCAGAAGAAAAGAAACAUCAGCGGAGAAUAUAAAAAGGCCAUCCCAAACUGAGGUCCAGGAGAGCACAGUCGGUACAUAUUCAUACAUAGAGUGCACAACUGAAGGGGAGGUAAUGGAAGGGUACUGUGUGGUCAGUCAUAGUAGUUCCAGCAGUACAACACCUGUUCCAAAACCUAGAAGGAACAGCUCAAAAACAGCAUCCACCCACAAGAAUGGCAUUGCAGAGGUUCAUUUGCAAAACAAUGGGACAGGGAUGACAUAUUCAUAUGAAAACGAUUUCCCACAAUCUGCUAGCUCUGGUGCACAGAAUGCUAGCAAAAAUGAACUUCUUUCAUUGUCUUCUAGCCAGUCUAGUCAGUCACAAAAAAGACACACAGACAUCAAAACACAAGCAAGGUCCAAAUCCUCAGACGAAGGCAUAGAGAACACAGUCUUAUCCAUUAAAAAACAGAAAACAGAAUCCACACAAAAAUCUACAAAAUCAAAGAAAGGUGUUUUUGCAGAACCCAGUGCAACAGACAAAAAGCAAAAGAACGGUAUUCAAGAUUCUUUAAAAGACCUAAGAACGAGUAGAUUACCAGAGUCACGGAGCAAUACAGGGUCAGAGAAAAAGACAUGUCGCUUAGCCAAAAGUGACAAACAUGACCAGAACACUGUGAAAAACAAAAAAGAGCAAUCAGAACAGAAAGAAAAUAGUGAGACAAUAAGAGACUUGUCUCAAAAUGUAGACUUUCUCUAUAUUGACACACUUAUACCUCACUCUAGGAAAGAAAAUGGCACGUUGCCACAACUUCCUCAAGCACCAUUCAAGAAUCUGACAAAGCAAAAGUCUUUGAAUGACAAAAUCAAAUCUCCUAAAGAGAGCAGAGAGUUAAGCGAAAGUAUUUCUAUGCCAGUGAUCCAUUCAACUUCCUCUGAUGUGCAUCAGUAUGUGAAAAACUGGCUAGAAAAUAUUCAGCCGGAGUCAGUGCCCUACAUGGAUGAGAUGGACCUGCACAAGACUGAGAGUGAACCCAGAGCAAAGUUCCAGAUCGGAAGUGACUUCUCAGACACCUCUAAAAUAAAAAAUACAUUAGAAAAUGACAGUACAGUUGGGAAAAGUGCCUCUCCUGAAGAUACAUCUUUCAAGAGGUCAGUGUCUUGUACACACGUCAUGUCUAAAGAAGAAACUGUGGAGACCAAAAAGAUACGAGGGUUCUGUAAAUCAAUGCCAUCUGUAAAAAUAGAACCUGCCAAACAAGAGACCUGCAUGAGAAUACAUAAGUCCUCAGAGGCCUUGGUUUCUAAAGAGCAGGAUUUAAAUGGUGAAACAUUAGAGAACACAAAGAUGACUACUAGGUCAGGUAUGAAACAAGUUAUGGAUCAGCUAUGUUUAUCGAUCCAGACAAUAAGAAGGGCCUCUAGUGAUUCUUGUCUAACAUCCUUGGAGAACAAAAAGAGGAGCAGUCUUCCUGACUUCUCGACACAGAUGUCGUCUAUUUUUAGCUCUUCAUCAAAAUCUCUUUUCUCCUUUCUGACAGUGAUGAAAUUAAAAGAUGGAAUCUCCAACAUUGGUAAUGAAGGGUCAGGCAGCUAUUCAGAGGCCCUGCAUUUGAUGCAGUCCAUAGAAAAACUAACUAGCAUAGAGGAUAAUGAAGAGCUUAAGGCCAGCUUGUCCAGUCUUCACAACUCAACCACCCCUCAUUUAAAGAGUAGCUGGAAUGAUUUUCAGGAGAAAAAUGACACUGAAGAAUGUCCACCACUUUCACCAAAGCAGUCUGAGCAAGAGUUUGCUCUGGACGUUAACUCAGAAAAAGAUGAUCAAGACAAAAAGCAAAAAGAUUUGAAGAAUGAGCUUAACAUGGAUGAGAAUCUUCACAGAGAAAUUACUUCCCUUGAAGGUGGGGAUCUGACAAAGGACCAUUUUGUUAUUGUCUGUAAAACCAAUAUUGACUGCAAGAAUGAGGACAUGGCUAUAAAAGAAGAUUUAGCACAUACCUUAGAAAAAGAGCAAAGCUAUUCAGAGAAAAUGGAAAACCAAGACAGUGGUAUUACAAACACCGAUAAUGCAGAAUUAUACAAGUUGGAAUCAAGUCCUCAGAAAAAUGUUCUAGCUGUAGAAGAUAGGACAGAUAUAACAUGCAUUCAGGGUCAUGUCCAGACAAAUCAGGAAACAAGAACAGAUGAGGAAACAAGCCAACCCAAUCUAUGUGAGGAGAAACGAAACCUGGACAAUCUGAUGAAUCAGUCACCAGAUUACAGGCAAACAGAUUUUGAUGCAAAGAAUCUAGAGCAAGACAAUGCAGCUUGUGAGCAUUCUGAUUUAAAUUAUGAUCAAGCUAAUAAAGAGGGACAGAAUACAGAAAGUUUAGAAAAAUGUGACACAAAUGCAGGGGAAGAAGACGUCUGCCACUCUCCAACAUCAGAGGUUAAGCAUGAUCUAUUUGGCACUACUGCAGAGUUUGACCAUAAUGAAAACUAUGACGUGGAACAAUCAAACAAUGUCAUCUUCAAAAAAGAGGAGAAUGGACAUGAACAAGACAUUGCUAGGUCAGAGGCAUCAAACUGUAGUGUAGAUAAUGCUGUUCCAAACAAUAUUGAUAAUGAUCUAAAGGAAGAUGGAACCACAGCUUCCAUUCAAGACAUGGAAGAAGAUAAAGAUGAAAUAGUCAAUGCUUCAGAAAGAGCUUUUGAUAAAGAACCAAAAUAUCCUGUGCAGUCAGGUCAAGAAAGUGAAUACACCAACCAAAAUGAGUCCUGUAACAGACAUGAAUCAGACCAUGAACUUCAAAUAUUACAGGAAAACAGUGUGUGUAGGAAACAGACUCGUUCUUUUGAGCUGAAUGAUGAAGACGUGGAGGAUAUGGAUGAACAGAGCAAGGAUUUUGAAACCCAGCUACAGCAAGUCUUCACCGGAGACCAUUCAUCUAAAAAUUCAAGUGUUUCAAGCAAAUGUGGCAAUAUAGAAACACCCAAAACCCAGUCAGAGGAUACUAUGGGAAUGGAGGAGGCUGCCACAGAUUAUACUAGUCAAUGUGAGCAUCUUAUGGAGAUCCCCCAGCAAUUGUUAGACUUUGUCAAUUUAGCACUGAAGACCUCUGCUCUUACUUUUAAAUGUGACUCAAAUGGCCAGCCUAGAAUACAGCCAGACCGGUGUAGAAUCACUGAAAUGUCUCUUUCUGAAAGCAGUGUAGAUCAUCACUACACACAAAAAUGUCUUCCAAGCCCAAACACGUCUGAACUUUCUGAUUACAGGCCUGAGGCAACCAACAGUAGUGCAGAUCUGUCACUAGUUUCCACAGAUCUUUUAACAGAGAGUGGCAACGAUGAGGCAGAUAAGCAAGGCAACAUCAAUAAAUCCACAAAGAGCAUCAACAGAGCACUGGAUAAUGGUUCAAUGAAACCUCAUUUGUUAGCUGACAUCAAGAGUCUUGCCUCUUCUCCUGAUUCCAUAUCUAACUAUUCAGUACUGCAACCAGCUCACUACAACUCUGAUUUCAUUAAUGAAAAUCCCAAAACUGUUCAAUGUUUACCUGUUAAUGCAGAGCUGGACUCUGGUGAAGGAAUCCUGAUAGACAAGGGCAGGUGGCUCCUCAAAGAAAAUCACCUUAUUCGCAAAUCUCCUCCUGUACCAACAGGAAUGUAUGAAGAUGCGGACACCACGUCAGCUGACACAGGUCAAGAAAAUACAGAUGAUGAUUACACCUUUAAAUCUAGUAUGAUCCAGCACCCCACUCUAGCUGUCAUAUCCUCCUCAGAGCUUGAAGAUAUGGCAAAACCUAUCACACCCAAGUGUACAUACUUCAACAUGGUUCACAAUAGUGACUAUGACCCUUUUCUGGACAACCAAAGCAUUGACAGUAACAACAGAAAAGGUGUUGUUAGAAAAAGUAAAGAGCUUAAAGUAUCACCAAUGGGUGAGACCUCAAAAAUGUGCGCAAAACAAACUGGAAGUCUCCCAUCAUUUGCAUCUGUUGAGUUCAAACUAGCUGCUGGAAAAGUCUAUCCAGAAGGUGGCCCAGCAUCUAGUGUUGUGGAGAAGUCUGCCAGACACCACAGUGAGAAUGAGUCAGUUGAGGGUCUAAAUCUUACGUGUGGACAGCACUGCCCAAUACUGUGA